AUGCCCGCUCCGUCGCCCUUUCAGCAACACGUUUCUUCUUUCCCGCAGCAAUUACAGCACCAGCUUUACCAACUGCCGCUCAUGCCGGUCGCGCAGCAGUCGAUCCCGCGCGGGAUCGAUUCGCACGGCAUUUCCGCAAAUCCCGCCGACCGUUGCGGGCUGCAUCUGAUUCGCGGCGACGCGUUCGACCUCCGGACGCAAGACCCGUCGACCACGGCCGUAGUAUCGCCCGCUGACGUGGCUGGUGACGUGUCGAUUUCAUCCUCGAUUCGCCUAGCGGAUCUGAUAUCCGACUAUCUUGAAGAUUGCGAUGAGGAUGGCGACGCGCUCGACGGCUUGACGACUCUGAGAACAGAGCGCAGCGCGCAGGCGCAGUUCCACGAAUCCCGCGCAGGAACAGCAACCUUUCUGCCCGCCACGAACCCCGCGCGCUCGAACCUGGGAUCGCAGGGCGAGGAGGCGAAUCAACGUCUGUCAGCAGAUUAUCUGGACAUGCAGAUGCAACUGACGGAGCAGAGUCAACUUCGCAUGGUUCAGUCGCUCGCAGCCAUGGAUGGCCCCGUCGAAAGCGCCCUCUACGCUGACGUCAUCGCAGCGAUGACCGACGCGCGCACGUGCCACGUGAACGACCUGCGCGGGAGCAGCCUGAACGCGGCGGUCGCAGGGCGACUGCGUGCGAUGGGGUACGACGCGGCGGUGUGCACGACGCAGUGGGACACCUCGCCCACCAUGCCCGAGGGGUCGUACGAGUACAUAGACGUCCUCGUCUCCGCGGAUCCUCUCGCGCGCCCGCCCGCAUCGGCCUCCCCCUGUUCCACCCUCGUCAGUUCUACCUCCCCCGCUCCAGCCUCCCCCUCGCCCACCUUCAACAGAACCACCUCCCCUCGCUCUUCCCUUCCCCCUUGCGCCGCCGCCUCCGUUUCCGCCGACGGCGCUUCCCCCUCCUCCGCUUCUGCCAUCCCCCAGCGCUUCAUCGUCGACCUUGACUUCCGCGCACAGUUCCAGAUCGCACGGCCCACGCGCGAGUACGCGUCCGCGCUCGAAUCCACGCCGUUGAUCUUCAUGGGGCGGCAGGAGCGGCUGGUGCGGCUGGUGGAGGUGGUAUCUAGCGCGAUGAGGGGGGCUUUAAGGGCGCAGGGCAUGCACAUUCCGCCGUGGCGCAAGGGCGAGUAUCUUCACGCCAAGUGGAUGGCUGCGGUUACCCAGAGAGUCGUCACCGCUGACACCGCCAUCGCUGUGAUGGCUGCUCCUGCUGUCGGCCCCUUAUCAGCUUGUGCCUCCCCGCCGGCACCCACUGCUGCUCCAGCUGGAAGCUUCUACGCAACUUCUGCCCCUGGCAUCGCAGGUGCUGCCGGGGCGGCUCAUGCUCUGCGCCAGCAGGCGCAAGAGGCCCGUUUUACCAACGUCAUGGGGGAUGCAGUUCUCUUCCAAGGCCGCUGUGUUCCCACGAGGCGCUUUGCUGCGCUCCACCAGUGUGCGCGAGCAGGGGGGCGGUGA
Messenger RNA from Closterium sp. Naga37s-1, 1497 nucleotides. The record is from the annotation of a GenBank genome assembly. NCBI's taxonomy places the organism in Eukaryota, Viridiplantae, Streptophyta, Zygnematophyceae, Desmidiales, Closteriaceae.